Suillus bovinus is the source of this 2286-nucleotide messenger RNA. RefSeq names its product Choline/Carnitine o-acyltransferase-domain-containing protein. Bases 1 to 2286 code for a protein of 761 amino acids. Gene Ontology annotation, biological process: carnitine metabolic process; superoxide metabolic process. Gene Ontology annotation, cellular component: mitochondrion. NCBI's taxonomy places the organism in Eukaryota, Fungi, Basidiomycota, Agaricomycetes, Boletales, Suillaceae. Gene Ontology annotation, molecular function: carnitine O-acetyltransferase activity; metal ion binding; superoxide dismutase activity. The transcript is spliced from 14 exons. The record is from RefSeq and is a predicted model, not a curated record.
AUGGCAACUCCAACUCCAACCUUCCGCCUAACCACUCCGCCUCCUGGACGCACCUUUGCGAACCAGCAUACCUUGCCGAAGCUCCCAGUUCCAUCUCUCGAUGACACUUGCAAACGCUACUUGACUGCUCUUCGAGGUCUCCAGGAUGACAAGGAACAUGCUGCCACUCAGCAUGCUGUUCGAACUUUCUUAGAUAGCGAAGGUCCCGCUCUACAGAGGAGAUUGAAUGAGUGGGCUCAAGAGAAAGCAAGCUAUAUCGAGGACUUCUGGUAUGAAAGCUACCUCUCGCACAGCGAUCCUGUAGUACUUGCUCUCAACCCUUUUUUCGUCCUCGAGAAUGAUCCUAGCCCGGAUCGAGGCUCUCAGCUACCCCGCGCUACGGCUCUUAUCAUAUCUUCAUUAGGCUUUGUUCAUGAUCUCCGCCAAGGUCUACUUGAACCCGAUGCCGUACGUGGUCAUGCACUAGAUAUGGAUCAAUACAGUAGAUUGUUCGGGAAUGCUCGUAUACCAACAGAGGGUAACCGACCACUGUUAACCGAGCGUGAGGUUCUUCGCAACCUCCAAGCCAUCUGCAAGGAUGCUGACAAGACUCCAAUAACUGAGGUUGCUCGUACGGCUAUUGGUGUUCUCACUACUGAGAAUCGGAAGACUUGGUCUUCCCUUCGACGCGAACUCGCGCAGGACAAGACUAAUGCAGCUUGCCUGCGCCUGAUUAACGAUGCCUUGUUCGUAGUCUGCUUGGAUGAUGCAGCUCCAGAAGACCUCGCUGCUCUAUGCAGUAAUUUCCUCUGCGGAACUUAUGACUUGCGGGAAGGUGUGCAGCUGCAAAUCAUCGUGUGUGCAGAUGGUGCCGCCGGCAUCAACUUUGAACAUACCGGCGUUGACGGCCACACAGUUUUGAGGUUUGCCGCAGAUGUCUUUACUGAAGGCCUAAUGCUGCUUGCGCGUUCAAUCAACCCAUCCGCACCUACUCUAUUCCACGCAUCCCUUUCGCCUCACGCUGAAUCCUACAGGCCUCCGAAGUCAAUAGCCAACGGAAAAUUGCCAAUAUCCUCUCAAAUCUUCUCAUAUGAUACCUCACCAUCUAAACUUAUGUGGACUCUAACCCCUUCAAUUCGAGUUGGCAUUCGGUAUGCUGAGACACGCCUGAGUGACCUUAUAUGUCAGAAUGAUUGUCAGGCGCUCGAGUUCAAGGGUUAUGGAAAGAAUUUUAUCACGAGUCAUGGUUUCAGCCCCGAUGCGUUUGUGCAGAUGGCUUUCCAGGCGGCAUACUUCGGACUUUAUGGCAGAACGGAGUGUACUUAUGAACCUGCGAUGACGAAGGCCUUCCUUCACGGGAGGACUGAAGCGAUCCGGACAGUGCAACCAGAGAGCGUCGACUUCACGAAAUGUUUGCUUAAUGAUAAGAUCCGUAAAUUGCGCAAGGCGUGUGAGCGACAUGUACAACUUACGAAGGAGGGCAGCCAGGGCUUGGGCCAAGACCGACACUUGUAUACCUUAUACUGCUUGCAUCAGCGCCAGGUGACGGGGAACCUUGAUCCCUCUCCUGAUGACCCGAUCCCGAACAGAAAUAUUCAGAAGAAUGUCCUCCCAUCAAUAUUCGCUGACCCGGGCUGGAAUCUAUUGAGUACGUCUAUCUUGUCCACUUCAAACUGUGGAAAUCCUGCAUUGCGCCUGUUUGGAUUUGGGCCCGUUGCGGCUGAUGGGUAUGGUAUUGGGUAUAUCAUUAAAGAGAACGGGAUUAGCGUUGUCGCUUCAUCAAAGCAUCUACAGACGCGCCAAUUUCUAAACACCCUUCGGGGAUAUCUGUUAGAAGUCCAGAGGAUCUUAAUUCAGCUCCACCGCUUCGCAAAUGAACGCCCUGCACCAUUUGUUGAUCACGCUGGUAUCCUCCGUGACUCUAAGACUGGUCGGCCAAUCAACGGCCACGGUUACGGGUCAGACGAAUCGGGGAGUGACUACGAGGACAUAAUCCAAGCAGCGUACUACUGUCUCCUAUUGGCAUAUUUCCACUCUCUCGACCUUGAUUACCACCCACUCUCUCUGAUAUACGUCGAAGCCACCAUGUCCGCCGCCCACACUCUCCCUGAUCUUCCAUACGCCUAUGAUGGUCUCGAGCCUUUCAUCUCGAGGCAGAUCAUGGAGCUUCACCACAAGAAGCACCACCAAACCUAUGUGAACGCUCUCAAUGCUGCCGAGGCUAGCUACGCAAAAAGCUCCACCCCCAAGGAGCGCAUCGCCCUCCAGGCAGCACUCAAGUUCAACGGUGGUGGUAAGUCUUUAUAG